Molecule: messenger RNA, 2678 nt
Organism: Aphis gossypii (cotton aphid)
Lineage: Eukaryota; Metazoa; Arthropoda; Insecta; Hemiptera; Aphididae
Gene: Drep2
Product: integrator complex subunit 3 homolog
Exons: 6
Coding region: 501-2294 (597 amino acids)
Biological process (GO): regulation of apoptotic process; apoptotic process
Source: RefSeq, a predicted model, not a curated record
GCGGCCCCGCAGUACACGCUAUCCCGUCGGCCGGCCAACAAAUCGGCUGCUGUACGGGUGCUGCUCGGGCUGCCGCCGCUGCUGCUGCUACUGGGCCGCCGCUACUGCCGCUGGUACACAUGUCACCGCCGCCGUUGUCGUAGCGCCGUGACCGACUCACGCACAACACGGUGCACCACUCGCGACGCCCUACGACGCGCACGCACACGUCACAAGCGGCGGUGCAGGUCCGCGGACGGGUGUGAGAGACGGUGACGGCGGUGAAAACGACUCCACCACCGCCACCACCACCGCCAUCACCACUAUCGUCGUGACGACGACGACCGGCACCGCUACCGCACACCACCGCCGUCGUGACCACCGUCAACGCGGCGACCGUCAUCGGAGGUGGUGCGAUGUGAUGGGUACCGCCGCCGUCGACCGCGACCUCGGACAAACGUCACGCCGCCGAGUGGCCGGGGCCCUGAUAUAACCGCGUGGCUCGAGGAUACUAUGGAGUGAUGGCGAGGGAAGAAUCUCGAGGAAAAAGACCAUUUAAAAUAUGGGAUGGUUUUAGAAACAUAAGGAAAAGCUUAUUGGCCUCCAGCUUAAAAGACUUAGAGAUACGUGGCAAGGAGAAACUGAAUAUUGCGCCGAAUGAGUCUGUUAGAUUGGUACUCGAAACUGACGGCACACAAAUCGAAGAUCCCGAAUACUUCAAAACACUGCCAAACAAUACUACUGUGUUAUUGCUCAGGAAUGACGAGUACUGGUACCCAGCUGAAGUUGAUGCUAUUAAAACAGCGAUUGCCGCAAUCCCAAAAAUCGUUUGCGAAACAAUUCAUGCAUUGGAAUUGCAAGACGAGACACCAUCGUGGAAAAUAAUGGACAACAAAGGCCGAGUCACGGUCGUGUUGCACUGGGACCAUCGUAGUCAAACCUACCGUGGUUCUAGUAACAGCGGUGGUAUGGACACGUCGCCGUCCAAGAAAACGAUGUCGCACCAACAAAAUGGUGUCGGCGGUAGUCUACUGAUGGAGAACAACAACAACAAUAUCGGUCCGCUAAAGAGGGAACCUAACCAAGUGUUUCAACAACAGCAACAGCCCGUGCCGAACGUUUAUCGACACGGUUCCACGCCUCAGAUCACGGUCAUCCAUCACGACGCCAUACCGCCGUCAAUGCACGACGGUUCGAGUCAGCCGCAGCACUAUCAGCAGCAUCAGCCGCAGGGGCGCAGGCUGUCCAAGCAGGGCAGCAGUUCCAUGGACGCGGCGGCCAUACACGUGCACACUUCCGAGUGCGCGCAAUUCAUACCGCCGCCGCCGUCGCAUCACCACUCGGCCGGCGGCAGCGGGUCGUCGCGGUCGAACAGCCCGUCCCGCGGACAGCUGCAGGCCGCCGACCACCGGAUGCUGCCGCCGCCGAUGAUGCACCAGUCGUCCGCGGCCGCCGCCGACCAUCACGGGUUCGAGUGCGACUUUCACUGUUGCGCGCUUCACGAGGAGGGCCGCCGGAUCGCCGUGCACAACAAGUCGGUGGCCACGUCCCCGAUCCAGGAGUGCCACCACGCGCCGCCGCCGCCGCUGCCGCAGCAGCAGCCGCAGCCGCAGCCGCCGUCGGUUGGCCAGCCCGUUUCGUCCUCGCUGUCGGACGGCACGCGCCGCGCGUCGCCCAAGGGCCACGUCCGGUUCCUGGACGCCGCCGGGUCGCCGCCGAUGAUGCCUCCGCCGCCACUGCUUCCGCCGUCACCGCCCGCGUCGCCCACCCGCCGCCAGCAACCGCCCUCGCAGCCGCAGCCGCCGCUGCCGCCGCCGCUGCAACACCGGUCCGACAGCUCCGAUUCCGAGACCGAGACCACCGUCAUCGAGGACGAUUCGAUGACCAGCGAGAAGUUCCUGUUGCUCAUCGACCAGCUGGUCGACAAGCAGGACCGGCACCUGACCGUCAAGGACAUCGGCAUCAUACUGGAACGGCUCAACUCGAAAAUCGUGGACGUCGAGCGGUUGGACCGCGACUACGAGGCCACCGACUGCUACAACUGGACCAUCAAGGCGACCAUCAGGGGCGACGUGCUCCAGGAGUACGGCAUCAUAUACAACGGAAACUACUACGGCAUAUCCGAACAUCCGGGAUACCGGCAGAACGACGAGGAGCUGCCCAACGAGGACGACGAGGAAGCGCUGGACGACGACGACGACGCCGGAGCUGACGGCACGUCUGCGGCUCCUGCGGGGGCGGCCGGCGGUGGAGGAGCCGGCAGAGAAGACCGAGCUCAGCACAGACGUCGAGCCGACGAAGAGGUUAACAUUUAAACAGUUUAUUAUUAAAUCACACGUUGUUACACGCACACCCACACCCACACACACACAGACACACACACAAACACACACGAACGUGGGCGACAUUUGGCGACCAAAUCAAACUGUAAAGGGUGCAGAAAUACAAUAUUUUAAAUGAACGAAUGCGAGUUAAUUAAACUGCCAUUGAUAAAAAAAAAUUACUUUGGAAAUUUGAAUGGUAAAAAGGUAGCCAACUGCUGACAGUUUCAUUUGCCACCUCGUGCCUUUUUUUUCUAGUGGUGGCAAAGGUAUCUAUUUCUCACCUUUGAAUAAUACCUUGUAUGGGGUCCAUUGCACCCCCAUACACAUCCUCCUAAAUGUCGUCUAUACACACACACACACACACACACACACACA